Teleopsis dalmanni is the source of this 1095-nucleotide messenger RNA. RefSeq lists its product as uncharacterized. The transcript has a single exon. NCBI's taxonomy places the organism in Eukaryota, Metazoa, Arthropoda, Insecta, Diptera, Diopsidae. The record is from RefSeq and is a predicted model, not a curated record. Bases 1 to 1095 code for a protein of 364 amino acids.
AUGAUCAAAAAUCAGACUACAGUCAUGGACUCAACGCUAAAUAUAUUCAGCAAAACUACAAAAGCCAUUGCAGUUAAAAUGAAUCAACUACAAGAUGAGACAAACAAAAUAGUAGAUUACACUAAUCAUAAUACUAAACGUAUUAACCACCUAGAGAUCUAUACAUCACUGGUAACCCAACUUACAUGGAUGGCACACACAUUAAUAAAAUUUGAAGCUGCGAUAUUUGAUGUCUUAACUGAUACUCAGCAUGGCAGAAUUAAUUCUCUUUUGAUGUCUCCACAACAACUUCAAGACCAAAUCAUGAAGAUCAAGGGCCAUUUACCUCAUUCACUUCGUCUUCCAUUUAAUCAAGAGGACGUUAUUCAUUUAUACACGUUGAUGUCUUCACAAAGUGGAAUCACACAAGAUCAUUUGAUAGUUGUCUUACAACUGCCAUUAACCGAUCAUGAGGAUUUCGAUUUAUUCAAUCUCGUCCCAAUUCCUGCAACAGUCAACAAUACAAUGAUGACAAUAGUUCCAGAAGCUUCAUUUUUAGCUGCCACGCCGCAUAGAGACCAAUAUUUUGCCUUAACUCGUGAACAGUAUAAGGAGUGUAUGACUUUCAAGCAACCAGAAAACAAACUACUCUGUUCGGAUAAACAAUCAAAAUAUAACAUCGGCUCACAGGCUUACGCUUGCGAAUUUAACCUAUUAAAAAACAUAUCUGACAAUACGUGUAAUGUGCAGGAAACAAAAUCGAACAUUAUUUGGAGUCGCCUGUAUCAUGCGAACCAAUGGAUAUUCGGGUCAAAAAACAAUACAACAGUUACGGCCGUCUGUAAGGGCAUCACGACUCAUUUAGAACUACAAGGUGCAACACUUCUGAAAUUACAAGACGACUGUGUACUCAAACACCAAACGUCUACAAUUCAGACACAUCAAACGCUUACCGACACCAUGUAUGAAUCUUACAUUGCAUUUGGUGAGAUACCUGUCAUUACUAACUCAGAAUUAUGGUCAAAUUUUAAAGGAAGUUCAUUGAAUCGCAGCAAUGAACUUAAACAGUUAAAGCUACUUCACAAUACUCUGUGUUGGAGCACGGUGCUUUGGUAG